Kalmanozyma brasiliensis GHG001 is the source of this 2097-nucleotide messenger RNA. RefSeq names its product Multicopper oxidase, type 3. Gene Ontology annotation, molecular function: oxidoreductase activity; copper ion binding. Bases 1 to 2097 code for a protein of 698 amino acids. Lineage: Eukaryota; Fungi; Basidiomycota; Ustilaginomycetes; Ustilaginales. The transcript has a single exon. The record is from RefSeq and is a predicted model, not a curated record.
AUGGCUGAGCAUAUGGAGCCGUACACUCCGAUGGAGAAGGAUGCGAGUCAAUCAAGCAGCAACUCGCUCUCGACUGCAGAGUAUGGCUCGCAAGGCUUGCAAUCCAGGCCAGUCAGGGGCCAGCAGCCUAGACGACGCUUGAUCGCGCUGAUUACCGCGGUCAUCGCGAUUGUCCUCGUCGUAGCGCUCGCUCUGGGACUUGGCCUUGGGCUCGGGCUCAAGCACAAACACAACUCGUCAUCAGAUCCAUCGUCCUCUAGCAUCAAGAACGUGCCAGGUGCAACCGCAUCAGACCUCACCUUCAUCCCUAGAGAGCAGCUUGCCGAUCCGUCUCAGCUCACACUCGACCCAACAUGGGAUCGAUUCGCGCCACCGCAAGAUCGAGUCUUCAAUUGGACGCUCACCCAAGUCCUAUCGAACCCAGCAGGCACCACCAAGCAGAUGCGUCUCGUCAACGGACGCUUCCCCGGCCCACUGAUCGAGGGCAACAUCGGUGAUCGCAUCAUUGUUCACAUUCAGAACGAGAUGCCAGUGCCCACAACGAUUCACUGGCACGGGCAGUACCAGCGUGGGUCAAACGAGAUGGACGGCUCCGCUGGCAUCACAGAGUGCGGCAUCGCUCCAGGCACCAGCUUCACCUACAACUGGACCGUCCAGCAGUCUGGCUCGUACUGGUGGCACUCGCACUACGGUCCGACUUAUGCCGACGGUCUCUUUGGCCCACUCAUCCUUCAUGGUGAUGACGAAAAGUUCAGAAUGACCAACCCGAACAACGCGACCGCCACUACGACCAACAACACCGUCACAAGCAAUGGCACUGCAAUCAGGACCGACUACGACCGAGACAUGAUCUUUGUCGUCAACGACGCAUAUCAGGCCGACUCAUUCAGCGUUGCUGCUAUUGCCAAGUCCAAGUCGGGACCGCCAGGCGGCGAUCAGGGCAGCGAGCCCGUCCCAGACUACGGCAUGAUCAACGGCCUUGGUUUCUCCAACUGCGCACUCGCUCCUAAUGGCACGACUUGCAUCUCGGACGAGCCAGCUGGCAAGGCAGCAUACAAUUUCACAGUGCCUGCCAACAAGCGCAUCCGGAUGCGAGUCAUCAAUGGCGGCUCUCUGGCGUCCUUCCGCUUCUCUGUCGAUGGUCACAAUAUGACUGUCAUCGAGGCGGAUGGUACUGAAGUUGAGCCGAUCGUGGUGCAGAGCCUCAAUGUCAUGGUCGCUCAGCGAUACUCGGUCAUCAUCGAGACGGAUCGUCCCGUCGGAGCUUAUGCCGUUCGCGCAGAGGUGCUGGACGAUAUGUUCCCCUAUGACAACCCUUUCCUCGUGAUGGACCAAUAUGCCAUCAUGCGCUACGAGGGGGUCUCCAGCUCGACUCAGCCCAUCGCCAACCCGUCCAACACGACGCUCAUCAACGUCACCGAGUCGCUGAGCACCUCAUCCCUGGUUCCUCUCACCCCCAUCGACGCUCCCGCUGCCAACAUGACCACUAAGCUCGUGGUCAACUUUGGUCUCGACGCAUACAGCAACUGGCACGCCUUUUUCAACCAGACCACCUUUACUUCUGAAAUGGCACCGCAAGCUUCGCUUAUGAAAGCUUUCACCUACGAGACCACCCAACGUGCCUCAUCCAACACGAGCUUGGAUGCAUAUUACAACGACCCGGACGAGAUGAUGGUUACCAACACCGAGGCGGUGGUGAUGGACGUGAUCAUCAACAACCUGGACGAGGGCGAGCAUCCGUUCCACCUGCACGGGUAUACGCCUUUCCUAGUCGGUUCGGGCGCCGGCAACUUCCAAGAAGGCGCCAAUUUCUCCGACACCAGAGUCAAUCCGAUGCGCAGAGAUGUCUUCUCCGUCCCACCGUUCAGCUGGAUGGCCUUCCGAUUUGUAGCCGACAAUGCUGGCGUCUGGCCUUUCCAUUGUCACCUCAUGCCCCAUAUGGCCGUGGGACUGCUGAUGCAGUUCCAGGUGCUGCCGGAUCAGAUUGCGAAGCUGGGCGUCACGGACCAGUUCUACCAACAGUGCUCGGCUGUGUCAAAUUGGGUCUCGCAAAAUCAGCAGCUGCUCAUGUCGACGGGUGAUCCUGAUAACAUGUGA